AUGGCUGAUCCAAUAGGAGAGGAUGCAUGGCUGGCUUUGGUUGACGAAGCUAGUCGCCUCGCAGGAGAUUUGGACACCCGGGUGGAAGUGGUAGAGCUUUACAAACGGGCGAUUGUGGCGGAACCAUGGUCGAAUAAGUUAUGGUUGGCAUACUGCGAAUGGGUUUGGUCGCUCUAUACAGACUGUCAGAAUGGCGAUGCAGGAUGGCCGGAAGAAGAGCAGAUGCUAGGACAGGAGUUGUUUUCCGUUGACACGGCGCUGGAUGUUUGGCAACAAGGUGCUCAGUCUACGCAAUACCGACUGAACGAUAGCCACGAGCUCUGGAACCGAUGGAUCUCGAUCGAGUUGGAACAGUUAUCUGCUGCUCAAAGCAGAGAGAAGAUUGAGCGCGUGAAGAACUUCUUCCUCAGUCGCCUGCAGACACCCCAUGCGACUUGGGACGAGACUUCGCAGAUGUUCUCGACCUUUAUCACGAAAUACGACGAAGCGACAUGGGAGGCUACUAUGGUACAAGUUACGAAGGUCGCGAAAUCAGCAAAGGAUCUAUACAGUUUACGAGAGGUGCACGAGUUGAAGCUUGGAAAAGCGAGAGAUUUGGGUGAUAAAGACGCUGUGAUAUCCGUCUCUAAGGAAUACCUGGAGUGGGAGGUCGCACAAGCAAUGAGAAGACCAAAGAAGGGACAGCCUCAAAGCCCAAUGAUUCUCUGCGUCGCAUUGUUCGAACGAACAUUAUGCUCUACCAGCCUUGGUUUGGAUCCGGAAAUUUGGGAAGACUACAUAACAUUUCUUUCUGGGUCGAAGAAAGAUCUCCCCCAAGGUUCAUUGCCCGAGAUCCUUUCCGUGAUUCCAAGAGCAACGGCACAUUGUCCGUGGUCUGGAACAUUAUGGGCUCGAUAUAUCCUUUGCGCAGAGGCUGACAACUUACCCUUCUCAACUAUGGAACAGAUCAAACACGCUGCAACUAGUACAGGCGAUUUCGAUCGAGAUGGAAUGGGUGGGGUAGUCGAGUUUUAUGUUGCCUGGGGUAGCUUUCUCAAAAGAAGAGCUACUUCUCCAAAAGCAACCGAUGAAGACGUAGAUAUUGCCGAUAUGGGCCUACCAACCGCAAUUGAGAGCGUAGAAGAAUGGGGUCAGAGACGACAUGGCCAAGAAAACUGGAAAGGAGACCCAAUGUUCAGAAUGGAAAGAUUGUUCAUUCAGUAUCUGACACAGAAGGGAACGGCGACAAGCUUGGAAGAAGCACGAGGAUACUGGCGACGACUUGUUCAUACUCGUGGUGACAGUUACGAGUUUUGGCAACAGUAUUACCUUUGGGAGAUGACAGUUCGAGGUGCGAACGAACCACCAACCCUCGCUACUUCGGUCUUGAGCCAGGCCGUCUAUAGACACGGUCUGGACUGGCCUGAAAAAAUGAUGGAAAUUUACCUGCGCCAUUGUAAUAACAAUGAGGACGUGGACGCGCUUCUGAAAGCAAUGAGUGCUGUUCGGAAGAUCUCGAAGAAUGUUGCCAAAAGGCGACAGAAAGAAGCUGCCGAGGCAGCUGCCUUGUACGCUCAAGCCCAGCCGGAGGUUCCUACAGCCACCGAAGCCCAAGAGUCGGCGCCUGGAUCAAAAAGGAAACGGGAUGAUGAGCCUGAAGAUGCUGAUGAAAAUACUUCCAAGAAGGCAAAAAAUGCUGCGGAUCAAGAUGCCUUGCGAGAGCAGUACUUGAAGCGGGAUCGCGAAAAUACGACUGUUCUCGUUACCAACCUUCCAGCAGAAGCUACUCAGACCAAAGUUCGCCAAUACUUCAAGGAAUAUGGACACAUCAAUAGCAUCACCAUGAAAAAGGAGCAAGAUGAGGUUACUGCGACAGCACUGAUCGAGUUCCGUUCCCCCCAAGAUGUACAAUCUGCUCUACUACGAGAUGGAAAAUACUUUGUGGAUAGACAGAUCAAAGUCGAGGCGGCUACUGGACUGACUCUUUAUGUCACCAAUUUCCCUCCAACUGCCGACGAUGCAUACCUCAAGAAACUUUUCAAAGACUGUGGAGAGGUAUUUAGCUUUCGUUGGCCAAGUCUCAAAUACAACACUACGCGGCGCUUUUGCUAUGUCUCCUUUCGUACUCAGCAAGCUGCGGCUGCGGCCACCAAACUUGAUGGUCAAUCACUAGGUGGCGUGUACAAGUUGCUUGCAAAGCACUCUGAUCCUGGAAAUAAAAAGGAUCGUGAAGGUGCUAUGGCUGAAGGCCGUGAACUUCAUAUCACAGGUAUUGAUUUUGCACUUACGGAGGCAGACCUGAAAGAGACUUUUGGAAAAUAUGGAAAUAUCGACAAGGUGCGAAUUUUGAAAAAUGCCAGCGGACAGAGCAAAGGUGCAGGUUUCAUUUCCUUUGAAAAAAAGGAAGAAGCUACAGCGGCCUUGGGACUUGAUAAAACAAAGUUGAAAUCAAGAGUCUUGAACGUCGAGCUGUCGAUGGGUAAGAAUUAUAAACCCACAGCGACAGCGAAGGGAUCUUCUAUGUCUCCUGCCCCUGAUGCAGAGGGUGACUCGGCCAUGGGAUCCCCAGUACCGGAUAGCAACCCAAAUACCCACACCCAGCACGCUCCAGACCGAACGGAGAUCACGAAUCGAACAAUCACAUUAAUGAAUAUCCCCGAUACCGUCAAUGAUGCUCGGGUCCGAGCUCUUGUUGAGCCAUAUGGCGAGUUGGUUAAACUUGUUCUACGACCCGACCACCAAGGUGCUAUUAUCGAGUUCGUCGAUGCCACAGCUGCCGGCCGAGCAGCAUUAGGCCUCGAGAACCAUGAGAUUGCUCCUGGCAGGAAAUUGAGGACGGGUGGAAUGAAAGAUCUCUUCUCUGAAAAGGGAGAGGUGAGGAGUGAUAAGAUCCUCGUUGGCAAAGAAGCGAAGAAAGCUGCUGCUAAAGCGCCCUAUUUUAUGCAACCCAGUGCUCCAAUCAGACGACCUGGUGCUGCAGGGAGAGGUGGGUUGGGUACCAAGCGGGGAUUGGGAUUUGUGGCUGCGAGUAGGGCGAGUAAGGAUGGCGCGAAGAAAGAGAAAGGGGAUGUUAACGGCGGCUCAGAGGAGAAGAAGACGAAGAGCAAUGCUGAUUUCAAGGCUAUUUUCGCGGCGGGGAAGUGA
This is a messenger RNA of Hymenoscyphus albidus, 3123 nucleotides long. NCBI's taxonomy places the organism in Eukaryota, Fungi, Ascomycota, Leotiomycetes, Helotiales, Helotiaceae. The record is from the annotation of a GenBank genome assembly.